This is a messenger RNA of Talaromyces stipitatus ATCC 10500, 4529 nucleotides long. RefSeq names its product ATP-binding cassette transporter, putative. Bases 1 to 4428 code for a protein of 1475 amino acids. Gene Ontology annotation, cellular component: membrane. Gene Ontology annotation, molecular function: ATP hydrolysis activity; ATP binding; ABC-type transporter activity. NCBI's taxonomy places the organism in Eukaryota, Fungi, Ascomycota, Eurotiomycetes, Eurotiales, Trichocomaceae. Gene Ontology annotation, biological process: transmembrane transport. The record is from RefSeq and is a predicted model, not a curated record. The transcript has 3 exons.
AUGGAAAGUCUACUCUUCACAUCCGAGCAAAACAGCUCUAUCCUUUUCAAAGAUGGAGACAUCAAUUUCUUUGGGCCAACAGCAGAUGCUGCCUUUGACUUCACUCCUCUCUUCGAAGAUACAUUUUUCAGCUUGAUACCAUCCGCACUGUUACUUCUUGUCUUGCCGUAUCGCUUAUUCACCUUGCGUGGCCAACGACCAAAAGUUGCCCGGGGAGGCUUCCUAUACGAAGCCAAACUACUCUUCAUGGUAGCCUUCGCUGCAAUGAACCUGGUGUUGCUUGCAGUACAUGCACUCAAUUCAUCCGAACGUACCAAGGUUACCAUUGCCGCUGCUGCAUUGACUUUUGUUUCCACCUUGGGUCUUUGCGUACUAUCGCAUUUGGAACACAUCCGUUCCAUCAGGCCAUCCGUAAUCAUGAAUGGAUAUCUGCUAUUCACCCUCAUAUUUGAUAUUGCACGCUUGCGCACACUCUUUAUUACUUACGCAAGUCGAUCUAUCGCCGGUUGUUUCGCAAGUAUGGUCGCCGUCAAGGUCAUGGUACUGUUUAUAGAAGCAACAGAGAAACGUGGAAUAUUACUGGAACCAUAUCGCAAUCUGUCACCUGAAGAGACGAGUGGGAUCUACAGCAGGUCGUUUUUCUUCUGGCUGAACUGGCUCAUGACUACUGGUUUCCGUCGGCUCCUACACAAUAACGACUUAUACCCUAUCGAUACUGAAAUGUCUUCAGCAGUUUUGCGGGAAAAGAUGCAGCAAGUAUGGAAUGCUUCGUCUAAGGAGAGCUCAAGGUCCCUCUUCUGGGCGGUACUAAGAGCAAAUCUUAGGCCGUUUCUGCUUUGCAUCAUCCCUCGGCUUUCCCAAGGGGCGUUCCGAUAUGCACAGCCAUUUCUAUUAGCACGGACAAUAUCCUUCGCCAACGAUCUGUCACAGCCUGAAGACAUUGGAUGGGGUCUCACAGGUGGCUUUUUUUUUGUCCUCCUUGGAUUGGCAGUAUCGAACGGAUGGUACUAUCAUAUGACGUAUCGCUUGAUGACCAGUGUCCGUGGUUCCCUGAUUAGUAUCAUUUAUUCCAAAACCGUUGAUCUCAGUAUCACGGCACUCGAUGAGUCUGUUGCCGUCACCCUCAUGUCCAGUGACACCCAAACAAUAUGCAACGGCUUUCAAUUUAUCCACGAGUUCUGGGCAGUGCCAUUGGAAUUAGCGGUUGCAGUUUACUUACUUUCCCGUCAAUUGGGAGUUGUUUGCGCCGCUCCAGUAGUCUUAGCUCUCGUCUCUACUGUCGGAAUCUUGGCCAUUGCGAAUUUAAUGGGCCAAGCUCAAAAGAGCUGGAUGAAAAGCAUUCAGACCCGCGUUGACGUAACAGCCACGAUGCUGGGGUCGAUGAAGUCGGUGAAAAUGCUGGGCUUCACUGACUGGUUGGGCGAAAUGGUCCAGGGGCUUCGUGUUACUGAGCUUGCGGUGGCCAGUUUAUUUCGCAAGUUGCUCAUCUUUCGUGUGGCCUUGGCUAAUCUGAUGCUUACCCUUGCUCCGUUCACCACGUUUGCUUUUUAUUCCAUUGUAUUGGCUUCCCAGGGCCAUAUUCUCGAUGCGGAGACCGCUUAUACGGUCUUGACAUUAAUUUCUUUACUUGGUACACCUAUGAACGACAUGAUUCGUACGGUGCCGAUGAUGAAUGCAGCCAUGGCAUCCCUUAACCGCAUACAAGGUUUCUUGCAGUCUGACGCGCGGAGAGAUAACCGGUUGUAUCUUGACGACUCCGCGUCAACUUUGACUGAUCCUCCAGUUGAGGAAGAAGGUAUCCAAUUGCAGAGUCCUGCAAAUUCUGCUCACACGCAACAUUCUCAGCUUAUAGUUGCCCGAGAUGUCAGUUUCUCUUGGACUCAUGACGAGAAGCCUGUGGUUCGAGACGUCAAUUUCAGUGUCUCUCGCGGUCAUUUGUGUAUAAUAAUUGGACCUGUCGGGAGUGGCAAGAGCACGCUUCUAAAGGGUAUCCUCGGUGAAACACUCUCCACGAAAGGGUUCCUCUACACCAAUUUUGAGGAAUGUGCAUUCGUUGACCAGACACCGUGGAUCCGCAAUGCAACUUUGCGAGAUAAUAUCAUUGGGCUUUCCGACUUUGAUGAAGAAUGGUAUAGAACCGUGAUAAAGGGAUGUGCUCUGGAUCAGGAUAUUGCCAUACUCCCCAAUGGCCAUUUCACAAACGUUGGAACCGCAGGUAUAUCCCUCUCGGGUGGCCAGAAACAACGUGUUGCUCUUGCACGCGCGGUAUAUGCGCGCAAGAAUGUAAUUUUGCUGGACGACAUCUUUUCUGGGUUGGAUGCUGAUACCGAGGAACGCAUAUUCGCACGACUAUUCUCUCAGCAGGGCUUAUUUCGAAAACUGGGUAGCACUGUUCUCCUGGUAACCCAUGCCGUGCAUAGACUGUCAUACGCAGAUCUUAUCAUAGCCAUGACGGCUGACGGCUCAAUUGCCGAACAAGGUAGCUUUGAUCUCCUCAAAGCAUCCGCGGGUUACGUUGCAAUGCUUGAAGCACAAUACAAAGCCGAGAAAGCAGAAGAAGAGGAUACCAAGCAGAACCAAAACGGGGCCCAUACAACAGCUAUAGAAGAAGAGAAAGAGGAGCAAAUAAUCCAGCAAGAGAGCACCGAACUGCAUAUCGCUCAAGAAGAUCUCACCCGCCAAAGUGGCGAUUUGUCACUGUACGCGUACUACCUGCGGUCCGUCCAUUGGGCGUCAUCUGCGUUCUGGGCGAGCUGCUAUAUUCUAUGUGGAGUUGCAAACAAGCUCAGCGAAUUCGUCGUCAAUAUGUGGACUGAGGCUACUGAAAUAGAGGGCAACAGCGCUAAUGGCUUCUAUCUUGGAAUAUAUGGUUUGCUAGCAUUCAUUACGAUAUUUGGCCUUGUUGUUGGCGCUUAUCAUUACAUUUUAUAUUUUGCUCCAAAAAGUGCAAAAAAUCUACAUCAACGUCUUCUAACUGCUGUGAUGAAUGCACCUCUCUCAUUCUUUACCUCGGUGGAUGUAGGCACGACAACAAACAGAUUCAGUCAAGACAUGACACUAAUAGACAAUGAUCUUCCAUAUGCCAUGGUCGACUUUAUGUUGUCCCUCUCAAUGGGGAUCAUGUCUGCCAUUUUAAUGUGCAUCUCCGCCCGCUAUUUUGCCGCAACGAUGCCACCAAUCCUACUUUUGAUGUGGAUGCUGCAAAAGUUCUACCUUCGAACAUCCCGUCAAAUGCGCCUUCUCGACCUGGAAGCUAAAUCACCUCUAUUCUCACAGUUCAUUGAAAGUCUAUCGGGCCUAGUGACAAUUCGUGCAUUUGGCUGGUCAUCCCGGUUUGAAGAACAGAACCUCAUCCUGCUGGACGCAUCCCAGAAGCCAUAUUAUCUGCUGUUUUGUAUUCAACGCUGGCUGGAGCUGACACUUGAUUUAACUGUCACCGGACUGGGUGUGAUUCUUAUGGUGAUGAUCGUCAAGCUGCGCAGUGAAGUGAGUGCGGGCUAUGUUGGCUUGGCCAUUCUAAAUGUUAUCACAUUCAGCCAAUCCUUAUCUGAGAUCAUCCGCAUGUGGACGAACUUGGAGACAUCUAUUGGCUCAAUUGCUCGGAUACGUGAAUUUGUUAAAUCUACGGAGAAUGAGAACCGACCGGAUGAGGAUCUGCCGUUGGUUGAUGGUGAUUCUCAACCGUGGCCUCCCAAAGGAGCAAUAGAUUUUCGCAAUAUCUCGGCCUCAUACAAUAACAAAAGUGGGAAUAAGAAACUCAUAAUCAAGAACCUAUCUCUCUCCAUUCGCGCUGGCGAGAAGAUUGGAAUUUGUGGACGAAGUGGCAGUGGGAAAAGUUCAUUGCUAGCUACAUUGUUCCGCAUGCUUGAGAUUGAGGCAGAGAGCUGCAUUACUAUUGACGGCGUUGACAUCACACGUGCUCCUCGACAGAAGCUCCGUGCUGCCCUCAACGCAAUCCCACAAGAACCAUUCCUGAUUCGCGGUACUGUGCGAGUAAACGCAGAUCCAUUGGGCACACAUACCACCGAGGAAAUAACCGAAGCCCUCCGCAGCGUCGAACUCUGGGACCUCGUCCAAGAAAAAGGUGGUAUCGAGGCAGACUUAGACUCCAACUUUUUCUCUCACGGCCAACGACAGCUAUUUUCUCUUGCACGCGCUCUACUGCGCGGCGGGAAAAUCAUCGUCCUAGACGAAGUUACCAGCAACGUAGACGUAGUCUCAGACGCAUUGAUGCAGCGCGUCAUUCGCGAAAAGUUUAGUGAUUGCACCAUCUUGGCAGUUGCGCAUCGAUUGGAUACGAUUAUGGAUUUUGAUAGAGUGGCGCUUAUGCAGGAUGGCGAGCUUGUGGAGUUGGAUUCGCCCCAGGCUUUGUUGGCGAGGGAAAGUGCGUUUAGAGAGCUCUAUGAGUCGAAAAGUUCAAGUAGUUGAGUACUUUGUUUGGCUAAUUUUUCGGAGAGUUAUUCCUAGCAUUGUGAUUGUGUUUGAAUGGCCAGACACGAUUAAUGAGAAACAUGACUUCUAUAAGCGAC